AUGACGGAACACUCGGGGACAUAUACGGUGGCUGCUCUCUCUCGUUUUCGUGCUGAUAUCAUGACUGAACCUAUUCAUGAGGGAAAACUUAACCCUUCCGGACGUUCAAGUACGGCCAUGCCAGGAGGGAACGGAAGAAGAACGAGACACCUCAUCAACCUACCCAACGACAUUGACAGGGUCAUGUCUCAUGCAUUUCAGUUGGCAUCGCGCAAGCUGAGUAGGAACCCAGAUAGCCCGCCGUCGGACCUUAGAUCUUACAUCCGAGCCUUAUUUGAUCUCCUCCAUUCGCUGGCGGCGCUAUCACCCUUCGUCGCCGAGUGUUUGGAUCCCGGGCUUGCCGGUUUCGCCAGUUGA
Marasmius oreades (fairy-ring Marasmius) is the source of this 357-nucleotide messenger RNA. RefSeq lists its product as uncharacterized. The transcript is spliced from 3 exons. The record is from RefSeq and is a predicted model, not a curated record. The coding region runs from base 1 to 357 and encodes 118 amino acids. Lineage: Eukaryota; Fungi; Basidiomycota; Agaricomycetes; Agaricales; Marasmiaceae.